This is a messenger RNA of Metarhizium brunneum ARSEF 3297, 1098 nucleotides long. It is a transcript of the gene fech, whose product is annotated as Ferrochelatase. Gene Ontology annotation, biological process: heme biosynthetic process. Lineage: Eukaryota; Fungi; Ascomycota; Sordariomycetes; Hypocreales; Clavicipitaceae. Gene Ontology annotation, molecular function: protoporphyrin ferrochelatase activity. Gene Ontology annotation, cellular component: mitochondrion. The record is from RefSeq and is a predicted model, not a curated record.
AUGGUGUUCCUCAACAUGGGAGGGCCAUCGAAGACCGACGAAGUUGGCGAUUUCCUGAGUCGCCUUUUCUCCGACGCCGAUUUGAUUCCGCUGGGUCGACUGCAAGGUUACUUGGGCCCCCUCCUCUCGAAGCGACGAACACCCAUGAUUCAGAAACAGUACGCUGCCAUUGGCGGCGGCUCCCCAAUUCGAAAAUGGUCCGAAUACCAGAGCGCCGAAAUGUGCAAGAUAUUGGACAAGACAUCUCCAGAAACUGCACCCCACAAGCCCUAUGUGGCUUUCAGAUACGCUGAUCCUCUAACUGAGGAAAUGUACCAACAACUUCUUGCAGAUGGCUUCGGUAAUGGCAAGGGUGGCCGAGCUGUUGCUUUUACUCAAUACCCCCAAUACUCGUGCUCCACCACUGGUUCCAGUCUGAACGAGCUGUGGAAGUGGAGGCAACGACUGGAAGGAAAGAGGGUGGAUGAAAGCGGAGAGGGCACCAUUACUUGGAGCGUAAUCGACAGAUGGCCAGCUCACUCUGGGCUUGUUGAGGCUUUCGCGCAGAACAUUAAAGCCAAGUUGGCCGAAUAUCCCGAGAGCCGCCGAAAGGAUGUUGUCCUCUUGUUUUCCGCCCACAGUCUUCCCAUGUCUGUUGUCAACAGAGGUGACCCUUAUCCUGGCGAGGUUGCCGCCACCGUUUACGCCGUCAUGGAACGACUUAGGUUCUCCAACCCGUACCGCCUAUGCUGGCAAUCUCAGGUUGGUCCGUCUGCAUGGCUCGGCCCUCAGACGGCCACCACGGUGGAACAGUAUGUUGCCAAGGGUCAAAAGGACUUGGUUUUAAUACCCAUCGCUUUCACGUCCGACCAUAUCGAGACGUUGUACGAGUUGGACCAUGAAGUCAUAGGCGAGAGUGGUCACACGGACACGAUUAAGCGAGCGGACAGUCUUAAUGGUAGCCCGGUCUUUAUUGAGGCUCUUGCAGAUAUUGCCAAGGCACAUUUGAGGAGUGGCGAAGCUUGUUCCAAGCAAAUGAACCUUCGAUGCCCCAGCUGCAAGAGCGAGAGGUGUACAGAAACCAAGAAGUUCUUUGCCAGGCAACAGGCGAAUCUGUAG